AUGUCGCGCUCACGGUCGACUGGUCGUGACGAUGGACUCGGCGCGCCCAAACAGGAACAACAGCAGCAUCGCUGCGCCAGCAGCACUCCAGGCCCUCGCGAUGAUUUCCACGCUGGCUUCGUCAAGCGCUUGGUCGGCAUCCUGGACAACCACGGCAAAGUCAUCAAGAACAAUGCAACUUUCUUAAGCGAAAUCUCAACCACCCUUCGCAAUCAUUCAUACUCGCGUCUACCUCGUCCUGUCAGUGAACCUGCUCUGAAGGUUCCAACUACUCCUAUCGUUCAACCUGCUACGCCAGACGACUGCGCUGUCGAAUCCAGUCCGGAGUUCAUGCCCCCUACGCCUCCCGAUACGCCCACUGUCGAAGUAUCCGACUGGUCUCACCAGCCACCCAAGCCCACCGAAGCCAGAUACCAGAACGAACAGCCAAAGAUCCCUAAAAUCAUUAUCAAAGACCACAGCACUUCGACCUCAACCACCAUUAGCGCCCCUGUCGACUCCAUCAUGGACCUUUCCAUCUCUUCCACUGAUGAUGCUGACGCUGUCGUUACUACCUCCGACAUGACUCCCACCACUUCUGACAAACACAAUACUGCUCUGGUCCCUGUCAAGAAGAACUCGAUCGGAAUCUCUGACAUCUCUUCCUUCAAGAGCCCCUUCAAGGACUCGUUCAACUAUGCAACACCCAAAAUGGCUGCCACUUCACCCGAACCUAACUCAGCCGACCAGAGCACUGUCUCCGAAGAGGACAUUUCUCAGUGGUAUGCCUACCAUGCGGACCGCGCAGCUAAGAGUUUGCGCUAUGACUUGCGUGAGGUUGACCUGAAGAUGGAUCGCUUUGUUCGCCGCAUCAACGACCUCAAUUCGCAGUGCUCGGCCCUCAACAAUCUCAUGUCGUCCAACGCCUCGACCGUCCUCAACCCUAACACCCAGCAGCAUCGUCGUACUAGAAGUACCCCAGCUGUUCAGGGCAACGACUACUACACCCGCAAGGAGAAGGAGAUUCGCGACGACAUCAAGGAGGCUUUUGAUAGUCUUCGCUCGGCACUCGCCUUCUAUCGCAAGCAGCGUGUAGCUCCUCUUGAGCUCGUCAACACCAAAGCUGAGGUCGUCAUGCCGGGUUACUGGUCCUUGGAUGCUUACGGCAAACGUCGCGCUCUGUUCCACUUCUACAACCGCAACAAGGACAUCUCCAGACCUGGUGACCGCGCACGCUACCACGACGCCAUGGCUCUUCUCGACGCAUGCACAGCCAUGUCUCUGAACCAGGAAUUUGUCGACAAGAUCGAUAGAUGGGAGAGACAGAUUGGCACCGUCAAGAGCCAGUCAGGUGCUGAUACAGUCAUUCCUUGA
This is a messenger RNA of Aureobasidium melanogenum CBS 110374, 1353 nucleotides long. RefSeq lists its product as uncharacterized. NCBI's taxonomy places the organism in Eukaryota, Fungi, Ascomycota, Dothideomycetes, Dothideales, Saccotheciaceae. The record is from RefSeq and is a predicted model, not a curated record. The transcript has 2 exons. The coding region runs from base 1 to 1353 and encodes 450 amino acids.